This is a messenger RNA of Pimephales promelas (fathead minnow), 2000 nucleotides long. Its product is annotated as pregnancy-specific beta-1-glycoprotein 5. Lineage: Eukaryota; Metazoa; Chordata; Actinopteri; Cypriniformes; Leuciscidae. The record is from RefSeq and is a predicted model, not a curated record.
GAUUCAAACAUGCUUGAGGGAUAUUUGGGACAUGCUUGAGUGAUAUUCAUCUGGGUUUGCAGAAUCAUAUUUCCAAAGACUGGAAGAGGAGAGUUUUGCCGUCAUUCAGAGGAAGUGAAGAAAGACAGGAUGUGUGAAAACAGUAAACUAGCAAACAGAUCAUGCAGUUUUUACACUCGGACUGCAGAGUGCAGUGAGAAUGUUUGGUGUUUUCUCUCUGAUUUCUCUGCUUGUGAUUCCUGGAAUUUGCAGUCAGGAAUGGGGGGUUCAGUACUCGGGUUUGAACAGAUGUGUCCUAAAGGGUUCAACAACAUUUUUAUCAGGCACUUUUAAACACCCAGAUCAUCUCACUGUGAAAGAGACAUUUUGGAUCGUAAACCCAGUUAAAGACCAAGAGUUCAUCAAUCUGUUGGAUCUUCCAGAUUACAGAGGCAGAGUUCAGUAUUUCCCCAAUAAAAACCGAACAUUCAUUCUCAGACUCAGUAAUGUGAGACGAGAGGAUGAAGGAAUCUACUGCUUCAGAAUCAUAACAAAUGAAGAAGCACAAAGAUAUCUGGGUUUUCCUGGGAUUGAGCUCAACGUCACAGAGCUCAGAGUGGAGAUUCCUGAAGAGGUCGUUGAGAAAGAUUCCCCUGUUUUAUUUUGUAAGAGCACCUGUUUCCUCUCAGACACAACAGGCUUUAUCUGGUAUAAAAACGGCGAGUCUUUCUCCGAGUCGAGCGUCGGGAAUCGUCUGAUUCUGCAGUCGGUCAGCAGGGAUGAUGCGGGAAACUACAGCUGUGCAGCGAGACAUCAGGAACAUCUGCCGUCUCCUGCCGUCACUCUCAGCGUCAGAUAUCCUCCUCAGAGCGUGUCAGUGUCCAUCAGUCCAUCUGGUGUAAUAGUGGAGGGAGAUUCAGUGACUCUGAAGUGCAUCAGUGACUCAAACCCUCCUGCUCUGAACUUCAGCUGGUUUAAGGAGAAUGAAACCUCAGCUGUUGGAUCUGGACAGAGUUUCAGCAUCUCCAGCUUUAACUCCAGUUUCAGUGGACGCUUCUACUGUGAGGCUCAGAAUAAAUAUGGAUCUGGGAGAUCAGCGUCUGUGUCUUUGUUCGUGCCUGCAGGUGUCCAGAACACAGGUCUGUUUGCAGCCGCUGGCAUCGGGGCCGCGCUCAUCACCGUCUGCGCUGUUGUUGCAGUAAUACGAAUCCUCAGGAAACGAGCGACUCCAUCAGAAGAGCGAAACCACAGAGCAUCACGACACCAGAAAACAGUCGAGUCUCCUGAGGACGCCUACAUGACCCUUGACCCCAAGUCCAGAUGUUCUGAGUACGACACACUAGAUAAUAUGAAGAGAUCCUGUGACACGGACGACCCUGAAGAUCAGGAUUCUACAUAUUAUAACAUGGUCAAAUGAUUAAUCUAAGUGGUCAUAUCGUGCCUUUUUAUUAUUUACUUUUUCCCUUUAUAACAGUCAGAUUUUCACCCUCUCUACGACGUGAUGUCUCUCUUGUCCUUCGCCAUUCCAUCAUGAACUACAUUUCCCAUAAACCUUUGCCUGGACUCAUUACCUGUGUAUCAUUAGCUUGAUAAUCUCUGUGUAUUAAAGCCCUGUAAUAUGGAUUAUGAGUUAUAUUUCUCUCAAUAAAGCAGCAUUUGGAUCUUCAACCCAAGUCUCUCAAUGCAGUUACGUAACAAUUUACCUUCAUAUCAAAUACGUUUUUAUUUCCAUCUCUGUAGACAUAAGAUAAUGCAAAAUCUUUGAUUUUCUCUUAAAAGAGUCAAAACAACACAGUGUAUAUCUAUUUUCAUCUGACUGGUCACGCCGAGCUAGCCAUUACACCAACUAUGACCUAUGAUGGAUAAGUCUGUUUGAUUUAAAUAAAUUACUUUAAAAGACGAUUUGACUCGUGUAUCUUACGCAGUGAUGAUGUUUAAGAAAUCUGCCACAAACCUGCACAGUUAGAUUCAGAGGACUACACCACCGACCUCAACUACAGUGACACUGGAGACCGGAAGAG